AUGUCAAAUGAAAAAGUCAUUUUAGUUACCGGUGGUUCCGGCCUUGUAGGGAAAGCAAUUGAGUGGGUUAUUGAAAAUGAUAACGGAAAAUAUGGUAAACAGGAAGGAGAAAAAUGGGUUUUCCUCACAAGUAAAGAUGGUAACUUAAGGUCUGCAGAAGCUACGCGUGCUAUUUUUGAAAAGUAUAAGCCAACUCACGUGAUACAUUUGGCUGCCCUCGUCGGUGGUCUUUUCAAAAAUAUGAAAUAUAAAUUGGAUUUCCUAAGAGACAAUUUAUUAAUCAAUGAUAAUGUUUUGCAAACUGCCCAUGAACAUAAAGUUAAGAAAGUUGUUUCGUGUCUCUCUACGUGCAUCUUUCCCGAUAAAACAACAUAUCCAAUCGAUGAGACAAUGAUUCAUAGUGGGCCUCCUCAUGAAUCUAAUUUUGGUUACGCCUAUGCAAAGCGUUUGAUAGAUACUCAAAACAAGGCAUAUCAUGAUCAAUUUGGUGAUAAUUUUACUUCAGUCAUUCCAACUAAUGUAUUUGGUCCUCAUGAUAAUUACGAUUUACAAGAUUCUCACGUUAUUCCUGGAUUAGUUCAUAAGUGUUAUCUUGCUAAAAAAAAUGGAACGCCUUUUGUUGUUGCUGGAACUGGUAAACCUCUUCGCCAAUUUAUUUAUUCGCGUGAUUUGGCAAAAUUAUUUAUUUGGGUAUUGAGAGAAUAUAAAGAAAUCGAUCCUAUUAUCCUAUCAGUUGGUGAAAAGGAUGAAGUAUCUAUUAAAGAUGUAGCCGAUACCAUUGUAAAAGCUGUUGGUUUCGAAGGCGAUUAUAAUUUUGAUACUAGCAAAGCGGAUGGACAAUAUAAAAAGACAGCCAGUAACGCAAAAUUAAUGAAAUAUCUUCCCGAUUUUCAAUUCACUCCCUUUGAAGUUGCCGUGAAAGAAUCUACAGAAUGGUUCAUCCAAAAUUAUGAUAACGCUCGUACUGGAAGUCAUUAG
Molecule: messenger RNA, 978 nt
Organism: Rhizophagus irregularis DAOM 181602=DAOM 197198
Lineage: Eukaryota; Fungi; Glomeromycota; Glomeromycetes; Glomerales; Glomeraceae
Biological process (GO): nucleotide-sugar biosynthetic process
Molecular function (GO): GDP-L-fucose synthase activity
Source: RefSeq, a predicted model, not a curated record